This is a messenger RNA of Ornithorhynchus anatinus (platypus), 708 nucleotides long. It is a transcript of the gene MSRB1, whose product is annotated as methionine sulfoxide reductase B1. The record is from RefSeq and is a predicted model, not a curated record. The transcript is spliced from 4 exons. Gene Ontology annotation, molecular function: peptide-methionine (R)-S-oxide reductase activity. NCBI's taxonomy places the organism in Eukaryota, Metazoa, Chordata, Mammalia, Monotremata, Ornithorhynchidae.
GUCACGAGACGGGGGCGUGGCCUGCAUCAGUGGGGCGCGCGGCCGGUCCCGGUGUCGCCGCCAUGGCCUUCUGCAGCUUCUUGGGCGGCGAGGUCUUCCACAGCCACUUCAAGACAGGCACUUACGUGUGUGCCCGGUGUGGCUACGAGCUUUUCUCCAGCCGCUCCAAGUACGAACACUCUUCCCCGUGGCCCGCGUUCACCGAGACCAUCCACCCCGACAGCGUGGCCAAGCGCGAGGAGCCGGGGAGGCCCAAUGCCUUCAAGGUGUCCUGUGGCAAGUGUGGCAACGGCCUAGGGCACGAGUUCCUCAACGACGGACCGAGGCGGGGCCAAUCUCGCUUCUGAAUCUUCAGCAGCUCACUCAAGUUCAUCCCAAAGGGUAAGGACAGCCAAGCCGCUCAGGACAAGUAAGCCGGGCCUCCUGGAUGCUAGCCCUUCCUGUCCCUGAACCACCAGCUCUGCCCCGCGGAGCCCCUCGGGCUCUCUCUGGCACCGGUGUCACUCUGCCCCUCCCCACCUGGUUUUCAGCAUUAUGACUCGCCCUGGGGAAAGCCCUCCUGGAGCGCCAGGGCGACGAUGGUCACCUGAUCGGGUGGGCAGGGACAUGUGAACCCGCGAGGCCGUCGCCCAGGAGCGGGUCUGCCCGCUGUCGGUCCCUCCCAAGUGCUCUGCACACAGCCGGCGCUCAAUAAAUAUCACCAAUGGA